Molecule: messenger RNA, 1147 nt
Organism: Sphaeroforma arctica JP610
Lineage: Eukaryota; Ichthyosporea; Ichthyophonida
Exons: 7
Coding region: 1-978 (325 amino acids)
Biological process (GO): intracellular signal transduction; cAMP biosynthetic process
Source: RefSeq, a predicted model, not a curated record
AUGAUGAAGAACAUAGCAACGCUGAACCUGGAUCCCCAGCUGGAGGCUGAGAUAUCACGGGUAUCUCCGAUUAAAGAGGUUGCGCGUCUGUACGAUGUCAUGCAUGGUAUGCAAAUGGCCCUCACAUCGUUCUUCAAGUACGUGCCGGCUGACGUUAUAAAGUUGCUCAUGCGAGCGGGGUAUGAGGCCAAACUGGGCGGGGAGAAGCGGUAUCUGACGAUAUUUUUCUCCGAUAUCGUCGACUUCACACGCAUCAGCGAACAGCUCGACCCAGAAACCCUGAUAGACAUGCUGGGGGUGUACCUGAGUGAGAUGUCCAACCUCAUACUAGAGCAGCAGGGCACUGUGGACAAGUACAUCGGUGACGCCGUCAUGGCCAUGUGGAAUGCACCCGAGACUGUGUUGAACCAUGCGUACAAGGCGUGUCGCUGUGCGUUGCUGUCGCAGCAGCGGCUGAUGGAACUUCGCGAGGGCUGGAAGGACACUCACCUGCCAGCCGUGGGUGCGCGCAUUGGCAUACACACCGGUUAUGCCUCGGUAGGCAACUUCGGUUCUAAAGACAGAUUGACAUACACAGCCCUAGGCGAUACGGUCAACUUCGCUGCCCGGCUUGAGGCGCUCAACAAGGAAUUUGGGACCGAGAUCAUCAUCUCCGAAACAACUUACUCGCAAGUGAAGGAUCAGUUUGUCUGUCGACCGUUAGACAUUGUGUCAGUAACGGGCAGUGGGACUUCGUCUGUGCCCAUGGUUGUCUACGAAUUAAUCGGCGACUACAACAGCGUCACUGCUGAACAGCUGUCUGGAACCGAGGUAUUCACCAACGCCUUCCAGCACUACCGCCAGGGGAGAUAUAGUACGGCGUCGCGUAUGUUUAAGCACUAUCUCGAUCGCUACGAUUCGAAAGAUAUCGCCGCCCAUACGCACAUAUCGACGUGUAGGAAGAGUCUUCUUAGGUUAUCAGUCAGGACUGGUAAAUAACCGCGGUGAUGUUUGUCUACUGCAAAAUAAAGCCUAAUUCAACUGUAUUAUAUGCCUGCCUACCACUGCAGACUACCCGUCUUGUUCUGUCAACGAGAGCAUAAUUCCUGGUCAAAAUCAUUGUGGACAUUGACUUAACUUAAAAAUUCAUUUCCAUACCAUAACAAAA